Messenger RNA from Aspergillus nidulans FGSC A4, 3441 nucleotides. RefSeq lists its product as uncharacterized. Bases 1 to 3441 code for a protein of 1146 amino acids. Lineage: Eukaryota; Fungi; Ascomycota; Eurotiomycetes; Eurotiales; Aspergillaceae. The transcript has 3 exons. The record is from RefSeq and is a predicted model, not a curated record.
AUGCUUCGGGUCGUCUCACAGCAUCGAUACGCCGCUCAACCCGCGUUAUGCAAGCUGUCAUCCCCCCCUCCACCGUACUCCCCUCCAAGUCAGCAGCAGCAAGCGGACCAUGCAAGUCAUACUACACCAGUCCAUGAAUCUACGUCUUCUAAUGCCGGAUCUCCGUACAUGGGCAGUCGGCAACAGUCAAUCCCGCGGACUCGUCCCUUAUCUGUUGCCCGUCCGGAUGCGGGCCAUAACAGCCAGGUUUCGCUUCCACCGCCGCCUCCGCUACCGCACGGAGCACCGGCGUCUAGGUCAUCGUCUCACAGCCGGGCUGAUGCGUACCAUGAGCAAUCUUUCAACAGCGGAUCUCGCCCAUAUGUAAUGUUUUCGGAAGACAGUUUACAAGGCUCUCAAGCGAGCGGAUACGGCUACCAUGCCGCAACCGCCCAGCGCGAGGAUCUGAGCCGUGCUCCGAAUUCCAGACGAGCGGUCUCGGCCGGUCCCGUUGUAUCAAGUGCAGGGUCAUCAAGAGCUACAAGCCAAUCUAGAAGUGGCUCGCCACAAACCGCAGCCUGGGAGCCGGGGAUGCCACUUCCUCCGCCACCUCCAGGCCCUCCGCCGGCUCCAAGAUCGCAGAGCGUGAGCGGACUGGGUGAUGCGUCAUCUUCGCGCAGCUCGCAGGCCUCUACCCGCACAGCACGUCAAGCACCUUCUUUGGGAACUGGGUUGGGUAGCAUCCCACCAACACCGGCAGGAUGGGUAGAUGAAGGUCUUUCCGAGCCUGCGCCCAAACCGGACAGAGCGCCACUUGUUGACACUCCGAGUCAGAUAGCUUCUUGGGAAGCCAAUGGUUCAGGGUCUAGUGGUGCUCAUACAUCUCGAGGCUCCGUGAGCGGUGGUCUCUCUCGUAGUGCAGCGAUCCGAGAUUCUAGUGUGAAGGGAAUACGGGAAAGACGGAUUGAGCGAAGAAACCGGCAGAGCCAGGUUUUUGACGAUUAUAGUGCAGUGUCGACUAGCACCAAUCCAUGGGCUGACGCAUUGGAUCAAUUAAAACCGUCGAAUCUCGUCUUAGAUGGCCGAGCCGGUGGAGAGAGGUCUCGCGAUGCGUCCACAAAGUAUGCCCCACGGAGCAAUCACAGUGCCCCAUCUGAUAUGCAUACAUCCCGGUCGCGUGCGUCAUCAACAAGCCUGUUUUCCUCAGAUCGCUCUGCGUUCUCGACUCCUCGAGUCGAACCAAGCCCGUUUGAACCGCCAUCGCAAAGAUAUGCUCAGACGCCUCCAUUCUCGCCAAAUGCAGAGUCAUCUUUCCAGAAGACCUCAUCGCAGGCGAUCCCUCCGAAAGCCCUUCCCACGCCUCCAUUGCAAUCUGGACCAGAUUCGCGGCCAUCUUCAAGCCAUGGGCUCAGGGAAAACCGCCCAGUCUCGCAUAUUCUUCACUUGCCUAAUGAUGCUGUCAGUUCACCGGUACUGCAGCCACGGCGGUUAUCAAUCCAUAGCGGACAAUCGUUGGAUUCAGUUGUCAAUCAGGACACAGAACUUAUACAAAAUGCUACGCGGAGGCAUCAGGAGUUUAUUGAGAAGGAGGCUAGUGCUACCGACGAGGCGGAAGCGCUCCGGUUGUUUACGGAGUUUAUCAUCAGCGAGUCACAAAUUCGACGUGAGCGGUAUAGCAAGGUCUUUGAGUCUGGUUCGUUUAAUUCAGAGCAGCUACAUGAGAAACUCUUCCAGCUGCCACCAAAACCAGCCCCUGUACCCCUCAACCGGCGGUCACUCAAAGGACCUAAACUAGACAUUCCUACUACGCGUGGGGAAUCGUCGUGGAACAACUACAAGCCUUGUCUCUCCCCCAUUGCCAGCCUUGGUAUCAGCAACGAUGAGAGCUCCAGAGGGCGCGCACCGAGUCGCUGGUGGGAAUCCAAAACUGGGUCAGGUAGCGAAGGAGUCGAGCGUAGAAUUCAACGCUCAAAGCGGGAAUCCAAGUACAUGGGCCUGCCACUCGGUCUCAGGAGUAACGGGAGCGCCGAGCAUACAUUGGAGCAAUUCAACAACUACGCAGAGUAUGGCCCAGACGAGUUUCCACCGGAGAAGGUCGGAUGGCACGAGGACCAAACACUCCCUGAAUAUCCAACCCCCAGCCAAAGCAGCUACAGCACAUCCACAGAGCCCCAAAAAAUGGACGUUUCAAGACUAAUCACCCUUCCACCCCCAUACCCCCGCCAUUACCCGGCCGUCAACAAUAGCCAUCCCGAACUAGUAUCCUAUCGCACUCUCGUUCGCUCGAUAAGCGACCACACCGAGAUCAAGUCCACGCGGCAACGCCACGCCACAGACUCCGAUAACCUCUGGGCCGCCCACCGUGUACGCAUCAAAGACCACCGCCGUCAAUUCCGCGCCAACAUCCAGAGCCAAAUCCAAGACGGGAGCAUCUCCUUUGCCGAAGCCGCAGAGGCUGAAGCAGCCCUCAUCGAAGACGAGAAUCAGCGUGAACGCGCUCUCACAAAGCAACUUUUCGAUUCCUACCAGGAUACCGUCCUCAAACCACUGCAGGCAAUCCUAACGGACCGUAUCGACCGCGCAACAGUGUGCAUCGACGACCUCCGCAGCAAACUCUUCGACGACGCACAGCACGAAACACCAGAUCAGACACAGGAAGAAGGCGACGAGAAACCGGAGCUCCUUGAGAAACUCACCCAGCUCAAAUGGCUCUUCGAGGCGCGCGAGCAGCUUCAUCGCGAAAUGUACGACCUAAUCACAGCCCGCGAUGAGAAGUAUAAAGCCCUCGUUAUCCUUCCCUAUCAACAAUCCAAAAAUGAGGAGAAAAUCCGCAGCACAACGGCGUUCUUCGCACGCGAUGCCCUCGACCGCCGGGCAAGCUAUGAAAGUAACGCCCUCGCCCGUCUACAAUCUUUCCAGAGCGUCAUCGAGGAAAAUGUAGUUCGCGGUGUCGAACUGCAACUCUCCGCUUUUUGGGACAUCGCGCCCUCCCUCUCAACCCUCGUUCAGUCCAUCCCUGAAAACUUAACCGGGUUUCAGAUCCAUAUCCCAGCUAACGAGUACGAUGAAAACCCGUCGUACCUCCAGCACCCACUGCAGUAUCUAUACACGCUAGUCUCGCACGCCGAGAAAUCAAGCUACCAGUACAUCGAAUCACAGAUCAAUCUUUUCUGCCUGCUGCAUGAGGUCAAGUCUGCUGUUAUGCGCGCAAACUGUAAACUCACUGAGACAGAGCGCAUCAGACAGGGGGAGUCUGAGGAGGUUGUGAUGAGAGAGAUAAGUCUGAGUCAGGCGGACGAGGAGCGAUCGCUCACGAAUGACUUGAAAGAUAAAGUUGCUACUGUUGAGGGCCAGUGGGCUGAAGCGCUGGGCAGUCAGAUCCAGGCGUUGCGGGAGAGGGUUCGGGAGCAGUUGGAGAGGGAUGGAGGGUGGGAGGAUCUAGAGUCGUUGGAGCAGGCUUGA